This is a messenger RNA of Lemur catta (Ring-tailed lemur), 5376 nucleotides long. It is a transcript of the gene CRYBG1, whose product is annotated as crystallin beta-gamma domain containing 1. The transcript has 20 exons. Gene Ontology annotation, biological process: lens development in camera-type eye; visual perception. The record is from RefSeq and is a predicted model, not a curated record. Bases 35 to 5182 code for a protein of 1715 amino acids. Gene Ontology annotation, molecular function: structural constituent of eye lens. Lineage: Eukaryota; Metazoa; Chordata; Mammalia; Primates; Lemuridae.
UGCCAGGGCAGAAGAUUGCGGCGACUGGGACGACAUGGAGAAGAGGUCGAGCGGUCGCAGGUCUGGGAAGCGGAGGAAGUCGCAGAAAUCCACCGACUCCCCCGGUGCAGAAGUCGAGCUGCCCGAGAGCACGGCGAGGGACGACGCGGUGUUCGACGACGAGGUGGCGCCAAACCCGGCCAAGGACAGCGUCUCCGCCGAAAAGAAAGUGAAAUCUCCGCGGGCGGCCCCUGACGGGGGCGUUGCCUCCGCCGCGAGUCCGGAGUCCAAACCCAGCCCCGGCCCCAGAGGGCAGCUACGGGGGGAGUCGGAGCGGAGCAAACAGCCGCUCCCGACCUCGUCCCCCACCAAGAGGAAGGGCAGGAACCGCGCCCCCGAGGCCGUGCCCACCCCGCCCGCCAGCGGCCCGCGGGUUCCGGGCAGGGAGUCCCAAGGCACCAAGGGCGCGGCGGCCGAGAGCGGGGAGGAGGCGGCGCGGGUCGUCCCCCGCGAGCUCACGGUCAGGAGCAGCUCGCUGCUGCCGGAGAUCAAGCCCGAGCACAAGCGGGGCCCUCUGCCCAACCACUUCGACGGCCGGGCGGAGGGAGGUCGAAGCAAAGAGCUGGGCAGAUCGGCAGGAGCCUCUGGAGCUGCUGACGCCGACGGCUUGAAGCCCAGGAACCAUUUCGGUGCGGGCAGGUCCACGGUGACUACCAAAGUGACCCUCCCUGCCAAGCCCAAACAUGUGGAACUAAAUCUUAAAACCCCUAAGAAUCUUGACAGCUUGGGAAAUGAACAUAAUCCAUUUAGCCAGCCAGUUCAUAAAGGAAACACUGCCACUAAAAUCUCCUUAUUUGAAAACAAACGGGCAAAUAAUAGCCCAAGACACACUGACAUUCGAAGCACGAGGAGCACGCCUGCCUCUAAUAAAACAUUUGUUGGAAGGGCGAAGCUGAAUUUAGCUAAAAAAGCCAAAGAGAUGGAGCAGCCUGAGAAGAAAGUAGUGCCAAACAGUCACCAGAACAGUGUGCUGGUGAAGGAAACCUCUGCAGAAGCCAAAGUUCCUCUCCCUGAAGAAGAGAUUCCACCAGUGACCGGAGGAAUGAAAGCAGUGCCUACUGAGGGUCAAGCUCUUGGUUCUCAGCCUAACCAAGGUGAUAAAGCAGAUGUGCAGACAGAUGCUGGCUGUCCUUCAGAACCGGUGGCUACUGCUCUGAUUCCUGUCAAGGACCAUGAGCUCUUUAGAGAGGACGACUCAAAGACUGUUGACAGCAAAAGAUGUGUACUUGAAGAUGUGACUGAUACAGCACAAGAUGUCCCCACCAUUGUUAAUACCAAAGAUUUACCUCCAACAGCCUUACCAAAGCCACAGGAUGAAUUUUCUGACUCACAGCCUCCAGCGGAGUCAUCUAAUGGGCCUUCUCUCUCACCGUCUGCACCCAUUCCCGUGGAUGUUCCCGAAGACUCAUGUGUUCAAUCUCCCAUAAGCAAUCUUCCGUGCACUGAUCUAAAAGUGUCAGAAAACUGUAUUUUGCCUGUGUCUCAUCAGAAUAAUGAGAAAAUGCCACCCUCCAAACUUGGAGGAGAAACAAGCCCUCCUUUGUCCACAGAGCCCAGUCCGGAGGCUGUGGGAAGUGAGGGUCCAUCCAAGGUCCUGGUCCAGGUCAGGUCCUUUGUGCUCCCCGUGGAGAGCACCCAGGACGUGAGCUCCCACAUCAUCUCAGAUAGCUCUGAAGUUAGAGAAAUGCAGUUGCCAAGUUGUCACAAUAAUGAACUUGAGGUGGUUUCCGUUGCAAGCUGUGCUCCCCAGCAAGAGGAAGUAGUGGGCAAUAAGAGCACAUCACCCAAACACACUCAUUGCAAAGCAGAACACGUGGCCAAAUCUGUCCCGCAAGUCAUGCCGUCAGAAUCAGAGAGAACUCUGCCUAUUCAGGCGCAAAGUCCAGGCAACAAAACACCCCUGACGACUGAAUCCAGUCCCACCAACUCUCCCAACAGCAGAAAUCAUUUAGAAACUGCUCAAAAGCCAGAUCAAAAUGCUGUGAAUGGCCAAAAUAGCCCUGCCAGUCUUUUGAACGUUUCUGCUGAUAGUGAUGAUAGUGUAUUUGAUUCUUCUUCUGAUAUGGAAAAAUUCACUGAAAUUAUAAAAAAGAUGGAUAGUGCAGUUUGUGUGCCCCAGAAGAAAAAGAAGGCCAGGGUGCCCAACUCUCCUGCCCCUCACUUUGCCAUGCCUCCAAUUCAUGAAGACAAUUUAGAAAAGGUGUUAGAUCCCAAUGUGUUCACCUUUGGUUUGGGGAAGAAGAAGGAAAGCCAAUCAGAAAUGUCACCGGCUUUACAUUUGAUGCAGAACCUUGACACAAAAUCCAAACUGAGACCCAAACGUGCAUCCACCGAACAGAGUAUUCUCUUCAAGUCCUUGCACACUAACACUAAUGGGAAAAAUGAAACUGUGGUGACUCCAGAAAUAAAUGACAAAGAGAACAGGGAUAUCACAAAUGGUGGAGUUAAGAGAUCGAGGCUAGAAAAAAGUACACUUUUUUCAAGCUUGUUGUCUUCCCUACCACAAGACAAAAUCUUUUCUCCCUCUGUGACAUCAGUCAAUACUAUGACCACAACUUUCAGCACUUCUCAGAACAGUUCCCUAUCUCAGUCUUCGGUGCCACAGCCUGUGACUGAGGGUGCCCCGCCCUGUGGUUCAAACAAAGAAAAGCCAAAUCUUCCACCCAGCAACUCCUUAAAGGUCUUUAACUUCGACUCAUCAAAUGCAUCUCAUUCAGGUUUGAAAAGUCCAAGCCACAUGGAAAAAUCCCUGCAAAAAGAGGAAGCCGAAGAAGAUCUAGAUUCAAGAAGCAACCUACACUUGCCAGAAACUAAAUUUUCUGAAUUUUCAAAACUGAAGAACAACGACAAUACAGAAAAGGCAAAUCAUAUUGAAAGUGUUUCAAAAUCAAACUUGCCGAACUAUGGAAACAGUGACACCGCCUUUGUGGGUCUUUUCAAAUCAAGCCGGUUUGACCCAAGCAUUUCUUUUUCUGGAAUGUCGUUAUCAGAUACAAUGACUUUUAGAGGAAGUGUACAAAAUAAACUCAAUCCCCGACCUGGAAAGGUAGUGAUAUACAGUGAACCCGAUGUCUCUGAGAAGUGCAUUGAAGUUUUCAGUGACAUUCAGGAUUGCAGUUCUUGGAACCUCUCCCCAGUGAUACUCAUAAAAGUUGUAAGAGGAUGUUGGAUUUUGUAUGAGAAGCCAAAUUUUGAAGGGCACUCUAUCCCCUUGGAAGAAGGAGAACUGGAACUCUCUGAUCUCUGGGGUAUAGAAGAAAUUUUGGAAAAGAAUUGGGAAGGAGAGUCUGAUAAGCCUGUGGUGAUUGGUUCAAUCAGACUUAUGGUCCAGGAUUACAGAAUUAGUCACAUCGACUUAUAUACUGAACCAGAAGGGUUAGGACUCCUAAAUUCCUACUUUGAUGAUACUGAAGAAAUGCAGGGAUUUGGUAUAAUGCAGAAGACUUGUUCCAUUAAAGUACAUCAGGGCAUAUGGCUGAUUUAUGAAGAACCUGGAUUUCAGGGUAUCCCUUUCGUCCUGGAACCUGGUGAAUACCCUGACUUAUCCUUCUGGGAUACAGAAGCAGCGUACAUCGGAUCCAUGCGGCCUCUGAAAAUGGGUGGCCGUAAAGUUGAAUUCCCUACAGAUCCAAAGGUAGUUAUUUAUGAAAAGCCUUUCUUUGAGGGAAAAUGUAUGGAACUAGAAGCAGAUAUGUGCAGUUUUAUCGCAGAAGGAGGUGAAACAGAAGACACAACUGGAGAUGAUCGUUUGCCAUUUACGCCAGUGGGGUCUAUGAAAGUUCUGAGAGGCAUCUGGGUUGCGUACGAGAAGCCUGGAUUUACUGGUCAUCAGUAUUUACUAGAAGAAGGAGAAUACAGGGACUGGAAAGACUGGGGAGGUUACAACGGAGAACUUCAGUCGUUACGACCUAUAUUAGGUGAUUUUUCAAAUGCUCACAUGAUAAUGUACAGUGAAAAAAACUUUGGAUCCAAAGGUUCCAGUAUUGAUGUAUUGGGGAUUGUUGCUAAUUUAAAGGAGACUGGAUAUGGAGUGAAGACACAGUCUAUUAAUGUACUGAGUGGAGUAUGGGUAGCCUAUGAAAAUCCUGACUUCACAGGAGAACAGUAUAUACUGGAUAAAGGCUUUUAUACCACUUUUGAGGACUGGGGAGGCAAAAAUUGUAAGAUCUCUUCUGUUCAACCCAUAUGUUUGGAUUCUUUCACUGGCCCAAGGAGACGAAAUCAGAUUCACUUGUUUUCAGAACCACAGUUUCAAGGUCACAGUCAGUGUUUUGAAGAAACAACAGGUCAAAUUGAUGAAUCAUUUUCUACUAAGUCUUGCAGAGUUUCCGGAGGCAGCUGGGUUGCAUAUGAUGGAGAAAACUUCUCCGGGAAUCAGUACGUACUGGAGGAAGGCCAUUACCCUUGUCUCUCUGCAAUGGGCUGCCUGCCUGGAGCAACUUUCAAGUCUCUUCGUUUUAUAGACGUUGAAUUUUCUGAACCAACAAUUAUUCUUUUUGAAAGAGAAGACUUCAAAGGAAAAAAGGUUGAACUCAAUGCAGAAACGGUUAAUCUCCGAUCCCUGGGAUUCAACACGCAAAUACGCUCUCUUCAGGUUAUUGGUGGCAUAUGGGUUACUUAUGAAUAUGGCAAUUACAGAGGUCGGCAGUUCCUACUGUCACCAGCAGAAGUACCUAAUUGGUAUGAAUUCAGUGGCUGUCGCCAAAUAGGUUCUCUACGACCUUUUGCUCAGAAACGAAUUUGUUUCAGACUUCGAAACAAAGCAACAGGGUUAUUCAUGUCAACCAAUGGGAACCUAGAGGAUCUGAAGCUUCUUAGAAUACAGGUCAUGGAGGAUGUUGGUGCUGAUGAUCAGAUUUGGAUUUAUCAAGAAGGAUGCAUCAAAUGCAGGAUAGCAGAAGACUGCUGUCUGACAAUCGUGGGUAGCUUGGUGACAUCUGGCUCUAAACUUGGCCUGGCCCUUGACCAGAAUGCAGACAGUCAGUUCUGGAGCAUGAAGUCGGAUGGCAGAAUCUACAGCAAGUUGAAGCCAAAUUUAGUUUUAGAUGUCAAAGGGGGUACACAGUAUGAUCAAAAUCACAUUAUCCUCAACACCAUCAGCAAAGAGAAGUUUACACAAGUGUGGGAAGCCAUGGUCCUAUAAACCUCAACAAAGAAGGCAGAAGAGAUGUUUCUGGAGGUCUUUCCAGCCACCUUAUUUAAAAACUAAAGGACAGUGCUGAUGGACAAGCCAAUUGGAAAGUGGAUCUAUUCCUUCAAUAACUCUAAAUUCCAUCUUGAGUCAUACUGCCAUGACUGAAUUGUCUCAUCCUUUCAAAAGACUAGUUUUAAAACCAA